Molecule: messenger RNA, 1908 nt
Organism: Cylindrotheca closterium
Lineage: Eukaryota; Bacillariophyta; Bacillariophyceae; Bacillariales; Bacillariaceae
Source: the annotation of a GenBank genome assembly
AUGAUAUCUUCGCAGCCUCCCACACCGCUCCAAUCCGCUAUGGAAUGGUGUGCAAUGGAUCCAAAUCCGAUUACAGCUAAUCAUGUUGCAAAAUUGAUCCAAGAUGUCAAAGGGGGAGACACCACGACUUCAGACUCCAUGACCGAAUUGUCAUCCCUCUUUCCGUCCGAUGGUCGACGUAUUAGUUUUGGGACGGCUGGUUUGCGAUCUGCCAUGAAACCAGGGCCGUUGGGAAUGAAUGAUCUCGUGGUUCUUCAAGCGGCCCAAGGGAUUGCCAAGUAUGCCUUGCAAACGUCGUCCAAGACCAGUACAACUGACGACAAGAAGCCAAAGGGUGUCAUUGGAUACGACCAUCGAUCCAAUCCCGGCCUGAAUAUUUCUUCCCUCUCCUUUGCCAUUCUGACAGCGCUAGUGUUCCAAGAGGCUGGUAUCGAACCAAUAUUGCUAGACGGCUAUGCCUUUACACCCUUGAUCCCCUUUUGUUUGCAAAAAACCGAGGCCAUUGUUGGUAUCAUGGUGACAGCCUCCCACAAUCCAAAGCAGGACAAUGGGUACAAAGUAUACGCAUCCGAUGGGUGUCAAAUACGAUCUCCUAUGGACUCUGAUAUUUCCAAGGAAAUCAUGGCCAAUUUGGCUCCCUGGAAAGACUAUGGUUCAGUGCUACAAGAGCUGCAAAAGAAGUCAUCGAAUGAUGAUCCAUGCCUUGGAUUGAGUGAUCCGGAAAUGACAAAAAGCAUUACUAACGAUUACUUUGCGGCACUCAAGAAACAUGGUCUCAUGACGGAACAAGCAACCAUGUCAUCGACUGAUGAAUCCUUGUCUCCACCAUCUUUUGCCUACACGGCCAUGCACGGAGUUGGCCAUCCCUUUGCCGAGCGGGUUUUUUCCGAAUUUGGAUUGCCACCCUUUGUGGCGAUCCCAGACCAAAAAGAACCCGAUUUCACCUUUCCUACCGUUCCAUUUCCCAAUCCUGAGGAAAAGGGUGCCCUGGACAUUGCCAAGGCAUAUGCGGUGGACCAAAAGUGUGACAUUGUACUUGCCAACGACCCCGAUGCCGAUCGAUUGGCAGUAGCCGAAAAAGACCGAUCUACUGGAGAAUGGACUGUAUUCUCUGGUGAUCAGAUUGGCAUCAUGUUAGGGCAUUGGAUGUGGACUCAAAUUGGUAAAAACUGUGACAAGCCCGUCUCCAUGUGCGGAUCUACGGUCUCGUCCAAAAUGCUGGCAGAGAUUGCCCGGGUGGAAGGCUUUCACUUUGAAGAUACCUUGACUGGGUUCAAGUGGAUUGGAUCCCGGUCACAAGAGCUGAGCAAAAAGGAAGGAUAUCGCAAUCUGUUUUGUUACGAAGAAGCCAUUGGAUUUUGCUGUGGCGAUGUCAUCUUUGAUAAGGAUGGAGUCAGUGCCAUGGCAGUCUUUAGUGAAAUGGCACUCUAUGAAUACAGACAGGGGUUGACACUCAAACAGCACAUGCAGAGUCUCUACGACAAAUAUGGAGAGUUUGUAAGCCACAAUGGCUACUACCGUCUCGAAGAUUCUUCCGUAGUUCACAAGAUCAUGGACCGCAUACGGUGCAAUGGCAAGUAUGACUUGGAAUAUUUGUCUCCCUACCAGGUGGAAUACAUUCGCGACUUGGGGGUUCCCGGCUACGAUUCUUCCAAACCGGACAAACAGCCUACACUGCCGUGUUCGGCAUCGAGUCCCAUGAUUUCGAUUGGCUUUACCAAUGGAUGUUUGGCCCAAUUUCGAGCCAGUGGCACUGAGCCGAAAUUCAAGUACUACAUUGAGAUGAAGGGAAGCCCUGGGAAAUCGCGUGAGGAAGUCUCAAAAGAGUUGCAUGCCAUGACACCCAUCAUAUUGGAAAGAUUGCUCGAGCCAGAGAAGAAUGGGUUGAAGAUUCCCUCUAAAUUGUAA